UGGCAGCUCUGACAAGUAAAAUCAGCUGUUCCGCUAAAAGAAUUCACUCAAAUUAGAAUUGUUUUUUAUUCCAUUUUGUGCGCUCGAAGGCAGGGCAAUGCUUGUGUUCUUGAUCAAUGCACUUCACAGAUCUGACCAAUUUCAUGGAAUACAUGCAGAAUGUAGAACCGACGCGUGCCGAAAUUUUGGAGCAACUCAGAAAGCGCGAAUUGUACGUGCCGAAUGCCGAGUGUUUGCCAAUGGAACAACUGUUACACAUGUACAACUGUUUUAUUGUGCCUCAUCCGCGUCGGGAGCGGCGGGAGCGACGGCGGACGCUUACUGAGACGCUGCCAAAGCGCGCCACUGAAAGUGCGCCUGUAGAACUUGAACAGCUGACGAAGCGCGCCAAGAUGGUCUGCGUGACCAGUGAAAAGCGUCCCAGCGAACUAUCAACAGAAUCUCUAGGGCAUCUGCUCAACAGCUCACGAAAACGCAUCAAAGUUGAGCUCCAGCAAUGACCUCUCUCGCCAAUGAAUCAGCUAUCAGUUGUGCUGAUAAGAGUAUUGAUAAAUUAGCCAUGACCGUGAUGCAAAUAGAAGACAGGAAACAAAGUUGUGCCUUAGAGCUGUAGUUUCGAAGCUUAUUGGCUUGCUGAUUGCAGGUUUGCUUAGGACCAUUAUAUAUAUUUAUAUAUAUAUGAAUUUAUAUAUUGAUGAAAGAAAUAAUAUCAACAUUAGCCAUUUUUUCGUAGUUUUAAAGAAGUGAAUUUCUUUUGGUUUUUUUUUUCACAUAUACCUCAGUACAAAGAAAACUCCAA
This is a messenger RNA of Drosophila hydei, 799 nucleotides long. RefSeq lists its product as uncharacterized. The coding region runs from base 117 to 500 and encodes 127 amino acids. The record is from RefSeq and is a predicted model, not a curated record. NCBI's taxonomy places the organism in Eukaryota, Metazoa, Arthropoda, Insecta, Diptera, Drosophilidae. The transcript is spliced from 2 exons.